Molecule: messenger RNA, 8199 nt
Organism: Scophthalmus maximus (turbot)
Lineage: Eukaryota; Metazoa; Chordata; Actinopteri; Pleuronectiformes; Scophthalmidae
Gene: fam110b
Product: family with sequence similarity 110 member B
Exons: 5
Coding region: 1431-2825 (464 amino acids)
Source: RefSeq, a predicted model, not a curated record
GUCGCCUCGUUGCAAUGCCGACAGAGACACUGGCUUCAGACCUGCCAGAUAGCAAGGCUGCCGGCCCCGCGGCGGCCUUCGGUUCUGCUGUACCCCUCCGCAUCUUAAACAAGGGCCCCGACUACUUCAGGAGACAGACCCAGAGUGAGACUGGAGACAACAGCACUGAAAGACAUCAGAGUGUGGCCACAGGAGGCUGUCCCAGCCCUACAGGGCUGCUUUGAAUGCACACAAUGGCAUUUUCAAGGAUGCUGCUUCAACUGGGGACUAUAUGGACCUACAGAAGUACACAGAGGCGGCGAUGGGAUUCAUCACUAAAUUAAUUGAUGAUGUGACUGUGGGUUAAACUGUGAGAAUGCGUGCAACCAACAAGCCAUGGCUGACAGGAGAGGUCCAUUCACUGCUGAGGACCUGUGAUGCUGCCUUCAGAUAUGGUGACACUGCAAGAUAUAGCGUGGUCACAACAGGAGGGCACAAAGGAUCACACCAUCACCAGGUGAUGUCUGCCGACAGCUUCUGUCUUCUCUAGAAUAAACCAUCAAAAUACUGCUGGACCAGACAAAAUACCAGGCCGUGCUCUGAAAGACUGCGCAGGGCAACUGAAGGAUGUCUUCACAGACAUUUUUAACAUCUCCCUCAGCCAAGCUGUAGUGAACACCUGCUUAAGAGCACCACCAUAGUUCCUGUCCCCAAAAAACAAAACCCUGUAUGUAUGAAUGACUAUCGCCCUGUUGCCCUCACUCUAAUAGCCAUGGAAUGCUUCCGAGUGGCUUGGUAUGGAAUAUAUCAAAUCAAGCCUCCCUGCCAGCUUGGACCCCCUACAAUUUGCAUACAGGACAAACCGGUCUACAGAGGACGCUAUAUCCACCCUGCUCCACCUCACUCUGACUCAUCUGGAAGAUAAGAACACCUAUGCCAGGAUCUUGCUUAAAACGACUUCAGCUCGUCAUUCAAUACAAUCUUCCCACAGCAGCUGGUGAAUGUGGACACUGACACCUGCAAUUAGAUCCUGGACUUCCUCACACAGAGACUGCAGAUUGUCAGAAUUGGCGGCAAUACAUCAAACAGUGAAUUGCUUACUACUACUACUACAGUAGUAGGCCUCAUCAGCAACGAGGAUGAGUCCGCCUACAGGUGUGAGGUGGAGCAGCUGACAACCUGGUGCAAAUUUCACAACGUCACUCAACACAGAAAAAAACAAACUGAUAAUGAUUAUUGACUUCAGGAGGGCCAAAUCAAACCACCACCCUCUGCUGAUCACCUGUGGUUCUGUUGGUGAGAGAGUAAAAUGCACCAAGUUUCUGGGGUUUCAUCUGGCUGAUGACAUGACCUCCAGGGAUAACACCACAGCUGUCGUUAAGAAGGCCCAACAUCGCCCAACAGACUGAAUGGGGCGGACCUCCCCACUUGAGCCAUGACAGUCUUCUACCAUGGCAUCCUCACAUACUGCGUCACAUCCUGUUUUGGGAAAAGCAGAUGAGAGACAGAGACUGGUCAGAAUGGUGGAACCAAACCCAAAGCGCCUCAGUGCUGUUGAGAGACUAGAAGCUGACAAAGCCAAGUACGUCAAGAGCCAGGAAGUCAUCAACGCAAAGCAGGAGCCAAUCAAACCACCUGUGCUGGCCAAGCCUCCUGUCUGCCACCCCCUGCUCUCCAAGAGAGGCCCUUGUAGUGGAGGAGGAAAUGGAGGCGGGAUACCUUUCAAAGCAUCCAAUAACAAUGCAAAGUCAGACACAUGUGCAACAAGUAGUGGCAGCAGCAAAAGGGAGAAUUUAAACCUGGAGAUCCUAAAAAAUCUGCUAAAUUCGUCGUCCUCUUCAGGAGCUGGACCUGAAGGACUAGGAGCAGGAGCUAAGAGUGCUGUGCUGAUGAGGUCAUCAGGGGAAAUGGCCAGGAGCUGGACACCAUCAGGGAUGCCGUUAACAUACCGAUCUACAAUGACACUUAAUGAGCAACCACCAGACUCAGGUCCCAGUCCAAGCACUUCACAUUCCCUCCGCUCCUUCUCCCAUUCAUUGAAGGUCCCCCCGAUCAACGGUGGGGGACGUCACGGUCCACAGCAGGGAGGAAACCUCAACCUCAGCAGACGAGUCCUGGGUGAGAGAGGAGGUGAGGGAGUAGUUGUUGAUCACUCUCGCUCUCCACUCCCACCCUUGCUUACCUCCCACUCCUCCUCUGACCUCUUACGACUGUGCAAUGGCAAGCCACUCCGUACCGCUCGAUCCAGCAGCUCCUCAGCUCCACCCCUCCCUCCGAAACCUAACCCUGCUUCCCUCCCUCCUCCAGCACUUUCCUUGUCGCUGCCUCCCCCUCGACCAACUCCAUCCCCGUCACCCUUUGACAACACCACCCCUCAGUCGCUACCUUGUGAUUUUGGAGACCCUUCCAACACUUCAAUUGAUCCCAACCUGGAGCUAGAGCUUGGCUCGUCUGUGGCUCGGCGCUCCUCGCUACACAGAUCUAAAUCAGACCUGUCAGACCGGUACGCCCGGGCGGGAGCUGAUGUGGAACGUUUUUUUAACUACUGUGGCCUCGACCCCGAGGAGCUGGAGGGAGUUGGUCCAGAGAAUUUUGCACGAGCCAACUCAGACAUUGUCAGUCUGAACUUUCGAUCAGCUUCUAUGAUCUCCUCCGAAUGUGACCGGUCACGGCGAUCUUCUAACAAUGAGUUGUCAGACGGGGACGAGGGUGAGGACGAGGAGGAGGAAGAGGCCGGCGAGCGUGUUCCAUAUGGCAUCUCGGCAGUGGAACGAAAUGCAAGAGUCAUUAAGUGGCUGUACAGUAUCAAACAGGCAAGAGACACACAAAAAGUGUCACAUGUUUAGGACAAUCACCAUAGACAUGUUUCAGCAUGGAUCGAUGGACAAGGUUUACAGACUUUGAUCCAUGGGUUGACCUGAAAAUCUAUGAAAAUGAAUAGAUUGAUGAAUGAAUGUUGGAAGAAAAAGUCUGGUAGGUCUAACCACACAAGUAGAGAAAAUAGACAAAAUAUUGUUUAAAAAUCAUUGAAGAGAUGAGGAAAAGGACUUUAAUCUUCGUCGAGAAUAAGACUAAGAACAUGUAGAGCUGUUUCCCCAGUAAGAGAAAUGGUCGUCCAUUCAAGGUUUUUGAAGUGGGAAUAUGAAUAGGGGCGUCAUCUACCUAAAUACAUACAUACAUUUAGGAAGAAUUCAGACUCCUUCACUUUCAAUUGGACCUCUUUUCUAUUGUUUUGUCAGUUCAGUUUUUAAUGGCUAAAAUGUCCUCUUUUUUUCAAUGACGUGUCUGUUUUUUGGCCCCCUCAUUUCUGACCAGUCUCCUGGUCCCUGUCAGCCACAUGACCAACUGUUGUAAGUGUUCAGAUGGUUCCAAAUUUCUUCCUUCUUACAAUUAUUGAGGCCACUGUGCUCCAAGGAACACUCAAAGCUUUAGAAAGGGCUUUAUAUACUUGUCCUGAUCUAUUAUCAGUGAAAUGUAGACACUCCUGUACUUUGCAGAAAGCAAAGGGGUCUGAAUACUUUUUUAAGGACCUAUCCACUUCCCACUGUAAGCUGUCUUGUAGACAUAAUAACUCGGACUGGGAACCCACAUUAAAUGUGACAUUUUAGCAGUGUUUAAGUGCUGUGAAAAAUUCUGGCUGUUCUAUACACACAUACACCUAACCUUGAUCAGUCAUUACAGAAAUUGUUAAAAUGUAUAAAUAGCUGGAGAUUUGUUUUAUUUUUAUUUUUUACAGAUGUCUGUAGAGAGUAGAUUUCACUGUACUACAUUUGGUGCACCAGAAAAAGACUUUUGUGGUCCCGGGGUGAAACACAUUGCAUAUGUGAAAAAAAUUAUGAUGAAAUGUAUUAUGGGUACCGGAACCCGGUAUUAAACGGGCCCCGUCCGGUGCUAAAUUAUGAGAGACCAUAGUAUUGAUAAGCUCCGACAUUAUCAGUACUGCUAACAGUAUAAAAGAAAUUAAUGCAUUCGUCGAUGAUGAAUUUUCGCUAUUGCUAAUCCUGAGGAGAGAGGUGUGUGUCUGUUGGAGCCUGUCCUGUGCAGGGGGCGGGGCAAGCUCUGUCCAGAAAACGGUCCAAAGUCCGGUUAUACUUCAAAUCAAUGGAGACAAAGCAUGUUUCAACAAAUGUUUUGCUAGUAAAGGCGGUAACACGAGCAAUCUGUCAAAACACUUCAGGCAGAGAAAUGUACAGUUUUCCUCAGCCUAGCUCACAGUCCAUCUCCGUUUUCCUUCUACCUAAGUUCUGUUAAGCUAGCAGGAGCCCACACUGAGUUGAUUAACUUGUGCAAACAUAGGUUAAUGGCAUUAACCAUUCAUCGUAUAGAGUUACAUUUGUCAUGUAGAAUAUAUAUAUAUGUGUAUAUAUAUAUGUAUAUAUAUAUAUAAAUUAAUCAAUUCGAAAUUGAAAUGAAUGGUUAGAUUAAGUUUAUGAACACAAAUCCAUCCACAUAAUACAAUCUAUUCAAACAUUUUCAACUUUUUUGUUAUAGUUGCAGCUACAUUGAACCAUCCCACACAUCCCUCUAUUUCUGCUGGUCCAAGUCAAAGACAAGCCCGAAGCCCCUUCACAGUUGCAGCUAGUGGGAGGAUGAAUGAGGAGAGGGUAAACGAGCGCCACCUCGCUGUGACCCGGUAUAAUGAUGAAAGGCCUACAACCCUUUACAACAGUAGAGUCCAAGGACUUUAGGUAACAGUCUGUCUCUAUUGAGUUGUGUUACUUUUUUCCUUUGAUGGGCUUUAUGUUAGUCCCAUCACUCAACACAGAACAUCAUGUACUUUAUUUGUUCAAAGUAGUCCUGUUCAGUGUUCAAGGAUAUACUGUGUACAGUACGAGAGAAAUAAAACAUUUAUCCAUUCCAUUAUAUUCUCAUUUUAUAAAAUUUUUGAAGUCGCUUUUGUCCAAAGCUACUUAAAAUAAGUGCAUUCAACCAUUAAGAUAUUAUCGAAAAGUGCAACAAUCAAGAGAGUACAUUUAUCAAAUACGAAAAAAACAGCUUCAAGUGCCCUCCCUUUAAAUUUUUUUUUAUAAAAACGUAACCAACAAAAGUACCGUUAAAGUACCUCCCUGUAAACUAGAUAUAAUAAUUACUAAAUGAAGGCCUUGAGUGAUGAAUGAAUGUGUGGUGACUCAGUGGUUUGGACAGAUAGACAUGUACAGCAUUAAGGUCAUUGUGCUGAUAGGCCAUCAACCUAAUCAUGUUAACCAACAUAACAUCAUACUGGAGAGUUUUAUUGUCCUGUGAUGGGAUAUGGUUAUCCAGAGGCUGUUUUACACUAACCAUAUAUUUAUAAUUCAUUCACAUUUAACCAUAUGACCAGGUAAAAGGGUAUAAUGAUCAACGAUGAGCCUCUAACCAAACUUUUGUGUGGUUUGUCUGUGGGGAAAAACUUGAAUCACAGAAUUAUGCCAUAGUUGAUGUGUGAUUUUUAAAGAAACUAUAACAAUAGUUUCUUCACCUAUAAAGACAGAUGUUGCUGACACGUUUGGUCAGCAGGAAAUAGUUAACUUUUUAUCUGUGAGAUUGCCAAGCUGCUAAAUGAAAAUUAUGGCUGCUGAGUGGUCACAUUCUGCUGCUUUUAUUUAUGAAAGACAGUUUCCUAGAGGCAGAAUAAUCUCCCCAUAAUAUAGAUUUUUGAUCAAUAGAGAGCAGACUUAGACUUAGAUGCUCUUCAAAAAAGGACUUUUGUUGUCUACAUAAAUUAUGUAGAUGAUGGUAUCAUAUCAUUUCCAGACAAUGAUAAGUUUUCAAGUGGAGUUACAUCUUUGUCAUGGUCUAGUUGUGGUAAUCAAUAGUUGAGAACUCACAGAAAUGAAUUACUUUAGCCCUGAUCAUGUUAUCGUCUCACUAAUCCAUGUCCUACAAAGUCGGACAGUCUCGCUCAGUGAAGUUCAUUUGUGGGACCAUGUCACUAUGAUGGUGGUGCAGGAUGACAUCUGCCCAAACGGCCCAAUCCAUGGAUCACUGGUCAGUCCAUAUGGCUUUAUGGUUACUCCUCCUAGUUCAAUUGUAAUAAGUCAUUGAUAAGUAAUUUGGUGCAAACCAAAUUAGUCAAACUACACGUGUUUAAGUGGCCUUAACAGUCAAACAUUUACACAUAACAUAUGCCAUUACCUUACUUGUUAUUCAGUGAAGCACCACAUAAUCAUUGUGUGCAUGGAUUUUUACAAGCAUAACUGCCAGCAACAGAGAAAAUAAUUGUGUAGGACACCAAAAUUCUCCUUUCAAAACAAUGUCAGUAUAAGUCUGUGAUUAUGUAGACCACCAGGCACUAUACACAUACACUGAAAUUAAUAUUUAUAAAGCUGUCCUAACUGUACAGGUCAUAUUACAGAACAUAAUGGAAGAUUGUGAGAAGCAAGAAGGUUCUGGGUUUGCAGAUUAUCUCCAGGUACUCUGGCUUCCUCCCACAGUCCAAAAACAUGCAGAUUGGGGCUAGGUAAACUUGACUCUAAAUUGAUCGUAGUUGUGAAUGUUAGAGUGAAUGGUUGUUUGUCUCUGUAUGUUGGCCCUGUGAUGUCAGCUGGGAUCGGCUCUAGUCCCCCCGCGACCCUUAAUGGAUAAAGCUGAAUGGAUAAUGGAUUGCUUCCUACAAACACAUACACAGAAGGAAAUCCAGCAGAGCAGAGCUUCGGCAUUAUGCCAUCAUGAACAACUAGUUCAUGUCCAUGUCCUCAGCUCUGCUUUUCUCUCUAUCUGUAUCUGGAGUCCUCAAAGCCAGCCACAGGAAGAAACUUGCUUAAAAAAGCCCCUGUGUGUUCCCUGAUAAUGAAGGGGUUGUUACCAAGUUCAACUCCACCCUCACCUUUGUCAUGUUUGUUUGUCUACCCCUCGACCUCCCUUCACCUCACCUCAAACAACAGAAACAACUCUGCUGGGUUUACCUCACUUCUCUCCUCAAUAUGGGAACUCAGACAAAACACUACAAUGGUGAUAUUGGUGGUAUGGAGGCAUCAACAUGUGAUCUUUUAAUUUUUGAGAGGUAUAUGGUUUGGAAUACACAUGGUGACAACAUAGUGUGUAGGAGAAAGCAGGCUAAGAUGUGCCAAAUCUUAUUAAUAAUAAUAAUGAUAGUAAUAUUACUAAUAAUAAUAAUAAUACAUUUAGCACUUUUCAUUGCUAAAAGCAAUCUCAAAGUGCUAAUUUAGAUAUAGUGGUAAUGGGCAACAGCAUUGAAAUCCUAUUUGUUUAUUGAAAGUCAUAAUGCUGGGCCACAUUUGACCCACUGGUUAGUGGAUGACCAACUCUACCUCCUGAGCCACAGCCGCCCUAUAUAAAAGCGCAAUAUAAAUACAUUCCAUUUUCCAUUUAUGCACCUCUGGCCCGCUGUCGUUGCUUUAGCAACACCAAGAUCUGACCGAGCAACUGCUAAGCAACAUCAAGGAUUUUGUUAUGAAAACUGAAAAAUUUAAAUCAUUUUGAUAAUUUAAUUAUGGUUUCGAAAAAUUAUUAUUUUCAUUGACUUUUCGCAAAUAUUUAUAUAACAAAAAACCCAAGCUAGCAUUUGACAAAAUUAGCUCCAAGUUUAGCUGGUGCCCAGUGAAACAUGCAGGCAACAGCUCGAAAAUGGAAACGUUUCUCGUAAACAACCACAAAGUCGACAAAGCGACACCCCAUCAUCCCGGACUUGGUGCCAAUCGUACACACACACAUGUCCACAUUUUGCUUUCUCCGCGAGCCCGCCUCUGUCCCCCGGGGUGACCACGGCCCGGGAGGCCACAGCCUCUUAGACCGCUGAACAUCUCUGCAAAUGGGAGCGUGCAAUAUGGCACCCAUGUUUAAAAACAUAUUCUCAUCAAAUACUCCGGAAAUUAAAGAGUCAAAACUACCCUCCUGUGCAUGUUUUUAAUCCAUGCUCAGAAGCAUUGACAUAUCUUGAAUAGACAAGGAUAAUGACCUGCCACCAGAGUUGUAGGAAAUCAGCAUUAGUUUUUCUGUGGUACCUGAUUAGUUUUCCUUUUCGUCUAUGUGUUCAUGCUGUAAGAAAAUGUAUAUAAAUCAAUGUGUUGGAUUUCAGUUUUUCUCUGUCUUAAGGUUCAUGGUUAAAUAUUUUGGAAAAAGUCUGUUGUUUUGCUCUGCCUUCAGUGAAGACAUGUCUGACCAAACUGAUCGGCAUGAUUGUUUCGGAAACUCAGUGUUGACCGUGUUUUACAACAUGGAAACUGUUACAUUUUGCUGUGCUGAAAACAAAAAUCAACAAAAAAUAAAUAUUCAUGUUCA